GGAGAUGCUUUAACCCUUCUGGUGCUCCAGGGAUUGAAUUGCCCUCCAAAACCUGGAGAUUUAGCAGAAGAGCUGCUUGUAGAAAUACCUCCAGUCAGACAAUGGCCCUGGUUAAAGAUCACUUGUAGGCAAAAACAAAGCUUUCCCAGGGCUUGGUGAUGGUUCCCUGGACUGAGUUCCCCUUCUCAAUCAGCAGCAGGUUCCUCUCAUCCCUUCAGGGGAAUGGCUGGGGACAGGUCAAUGUUUAACCCAGCUGGGAAGGACGUGUGGAGCCAGCAGGGAGUUGCCCAGGCUCUGCAGUCACUCACAGAGAUCCCUCCAUGUUCAGGGAGGACGGUGCAUGAAGGAGUUUUCCUCCCCUUUCAAAGCCCCCACUCUGCAAAAUGGGCCUGAGCUCUUCCAAGGCGCACCCCAAGGUGACCAAGGUGGCACCGAUGCGCCCCACAGAGGACCUGCCUUCUCUCUCUGCCCUGCACCAGCUCUCCAGUGUGCCAGGACAGCCCAGCCUGCACCCAUCAGACAUGGAAAAGUGGGGAAAACCCAUCUUCCACCUGGAACUUCCACCUCUCCGGGAGACCUGGUACGGGAGAGCCUCUUCAGGGCCCCUCUCUUUCAACACUGCACCCGAAAAAGAAGGAGCCAGCAUCAUUAAGCAGCACCCGCCUCGAAGACCUCAAAGGCUUGAACCUGCCGUCCCUCCACAAACAAUCUCUCCUGUGAAGCCAUGGAGUCAGCGAGGAGUGGCUGCAAACCCAAAAUCAAAGGUGCUGGAGAAGAGGGGGCAAAGCCUGAAUCACCUCCCUGGCAGGCGACAGCACUUACACAAGCUUCAGAUGCUGGACUUGACCCGCAGGCGACGAGAGGAGGAGCUGAAGCGAAACCUCCACAGGGAAGCAAAAGCCAGUAAACAAAAAAUCAAGGAAUUCAGCCCCAUGGACAUCCUUGACACCCUCCAGAGAAGCAACACCAAUGAAAGUCGAGGCCCCAUCCCUGCAGAGCACAAUCAGCAUUUUCAUGAAGACGACCAUGGAAACACGUGGGGUGGAGGACCCUCCAGACGACAGGAUGGAGCUGAGCUGUCUCCAGGCAGGAGAGGGAAGGUCGACCUGUGGUUCUGCAGGGAGCCACGGACGAGGGAUCUGUUCUGGGACACCUCCAGCACGGGGUCUGAGGAGUGGGAAAGGGAAGAGAAGAUUCACCGCAAACCUGCACUCGUGAGGACCAAGACGGAGAGAGUUUCCCUCUUUGAUGACUUCUUUGACAGGGAUUUCUAGGGGCACAGCUUGGGGUGAGAGGGAUGCGGUGAAGAAACAAGUCCCAGCUCUGGUGGGACUGGAAUCCUCCCCCCUGGAUGGGUGGACUGAGGGUGGAGACAGUGCUGGCUGCAAGUGGCAUUUCUGGGAGCACGGGCCAGGGGAAAGGACAGCUGGAAACGAGGAGAUCACUGAUGUGGAGCAAAUAAUGACUGAAAAUGCUUGGACAGAGCAGCAAUGAACUGGGGGCAGAGAGAGGAGGAUGGAAAAAAACAAAUAAAACCAAACAAAACCCAAACAAAACCAAACAAACAAAAAACCAAAAAAACCCAAACCCACAAAAAAACCACCAAAAACCCCAAAACAAAAAAACCUCACAAAAAUCAAAACCGAAACCAAACCAAACAAACAAAAACAAAACACAAAAAACCAAGCAGAACUUGGAGAAAAUUCUGGGUUAGCCCUAAAUAUUAAAUUCCAACUGAAAUUAAAUGUUUCACUUGCUUUUGGGUAACUCAGUCUUUAUGUUUAAGUUGGUUUUAACCUUUUCUAAACCACAAAACCCAGUUCAAAAAGCAAGCUAAAAUGAUUUACUCAGGAAGUCUUUAAAAUAAAUAUUUUGGCAUUUCUAAAAUUCCUUUUUUAACUUCUUCUUUUUUUUUUUCCCUCACCUCUCCUGUACCAGACACGGAAAUACUUGUACUUUCUUCAGUAUCAACCUCCAGUUUUGUAAUAUUCUGAAAAAAAUCUGGUUUUGGUUCACUUCUGUUCUAUCGAAGAUGUUCUUGCACUUUCCAUCUCACAUAAACAGUAUUUUUAAAUUAAAUGGUCUGCUUUUCCUUAUAAAAUAAUUUGUUAGCUGAGAGAGAACUUCCCCAGUUCUCCUGUCUCCUAUCUGGUUGUCC
Messenger RNA from Myiozetetes cayanensis, 2158 nucleotides. It is a transcript of the gene CCDC198, whose product is annotated as coiled-coil domain containing 198. NCBI's taxonomy places the organism in Eukaryota, Metazoa, Chordata, Aves, Passeriformes, Tyrannidae. The coding region runs from base 384 to 1274 and encodes 296 amino acids. The transcript has 6 exons. The record is from RefSeq and is a predicted model, not a curated record.